This is a messenger RNA of Arvicola amphibius (Eurasian water vole), 387 nucleotides long. RefSeq names its product 60S ribosomal protein L22-like. Gene Ontology annotation, molecular function: structural constituent of ribosome; RNA binding. Lineage: Eukaryota; Metazoa; Chordata; Mammalia; Rodentia; Cricetidae. Bases 1 to 387 code for a protein of 128 amino acids. The record is from RefSeq and is a predicted model, not a curated record. Gene Ontology annotation, biological process: cytoplasmic translation. The transcript has a single exon. Gene Ontology annotation, cellular component: ribosome.
AUGGUGCCCGUGAAAAAGCUUGUGGCGAAGGGGGGGGGGGGGAAGAAGCAGGUUUUGAAGUUCACCCUUGAUUGCACCCACCCUGUAGAAGAUGGGAUCAUGGACGCUGCUAAUUUCGAGCAGUUCCUCCAGGAGAGAAUCAAGGUGAACGGCAAAGCUGGGAAUCUCGGCGGAGGGGUUGUGACCAUCGAACGGAGCAAGAGCAAGAUCACUGUCACUUCCGAGGUGCCUUUCUCCAAAAGGUAUUUGAAAUAUCUCACCAAAAAAUAUUUGAAGAAGAACAAUCUCCGAGACUGGUUGCGUGUUGUCGCCAACAGCAAAGAGAGCUAUGAGCUGCGUUACUUCCAGAUUAACCAGGAUGAAGAGGAGGAGGAGGAUGAGGAUUAA